This is a messenger RNA of Ostertagia ostertagi, 513 nucleotides long. Lineage: Eukaryota; Metazoa; Nematoda; Chromadorea; Rhabditida; Trichostrongylidae. The record is from the annotation of a GenBank genome assembly.
AUGGCUUCCAGCGAACCGAGACCUCCCACUUUGGGUGCUGAUCGAAAGCGGUCUAGUAUUGUUAAGGGCAGCUUCCAAAGCGAUUCAGCUCUUUACGGUGGAAAAACAGGUGUGAAGCAGAUUUUAACAGCACCAUCACAAUCGCACUCACGAAUGACGCCAGGUGGACAGACAUUUCUCUGUGUUAUGGGUUCCGUCAUCAGUGUAGCGAUUUGCAUAUGGUUAGCUGCAUUCAGUCGUGAACCAGGAUGGAGGAGAGCUGUGUUCGCCACUGGUGCCGCAUUGUGCGCCGUGAUGUUCGCAUUCCUGGCCUUUAUGACGAUCAAGAGGGCAAAGCAUCCCCCUGAACCUGAAGCACUUCCCGACUUAUCACAACGUCGUUCGACGAUCGGUGCGCGGGUCAGCAAGAAGUCGAUAGCUGCAGCGGGUCUUACUUCAGGUGGAGGUGACGACUGUCCGACACAGGUGCUCGUUGUCGGAGACAAGACUCAUCCGGCACUGACACUUGGAUAA